AUGCCUUCCGACGAUGACACACCACGCUUGCCGAAAGCAUCAAUAUUCAUGGGAAACAACCCCAACACAGCAACAAUUCGUGUUCCAAAUUUCAACCAAGACAGACCAGGUCUCUGGUUCGCGCAGUUGGAAUCACAGUUCCGGAAUCAUAACGUCACACACGAGGUGGACAAAUUCCAUCAUACGAUUCCACUGAUUGACACGCGCAUAGCAGCUGACGCAGAGGACAUCAUUCUCAAUCCACCAGCCGACAACCCAUAUCAACGAUUGAAAGCCGCACUAAUCGCGUGCUAUUCAAAAUCUAGAGAAGCAAAACUCCUUCAACUACUGGAUGGUGAGUAUCUUGGCGACAAAACGCCAUCUCAACACCUUCGACACCUUCGAAGUUUAGUGCCAGACAUAAAUGAGGAGAUAUUACGUGUAAGAUGGCUCUCACACCUGCCCGACCAAAUGCGCACGUGUUUGGUUACGCAACAUACGGCCAAGCUACACGAAUUAGGCGAAGCCGCAGAUCGUCUACAUGAAGUACUCAAACCUCCUCAAGGGACUAACAUGGCUGCAACAUCACUUGCAAACAAUCACGGCUCCGAUUCAACAGAUCAACAGAAGAAGAUCAAUUUCUCCUGCUAA
Messenger RNA from Zeugodacus cucurbitae (melon fly), 630 nucleotides. RefSeq lists its product as uncharacterized. The transcript is spliced from 2 exons. The record is from RefSeq and is a predicted model, not a curated record. Lineage: Eukaryota; Metazoa; Arthropoda; Insecta; Diptera; Tephritidae. The coding region runs from base 1 to 630 and encodes 209 amino acids.